AUGGAAAAGGCCCAGCAGUAUCCUAUUUGCGGAUUUGUACCUCCAUACAUUCUCUCGGCCAUAGCCGACUCUGCUAUCGCCGAAUCUGAUCAUGUCGGAGAAAGUUCUCGUGCUGCCUGCAAACAUACACUUGAACAUGGAAUUUCCUAUGCCACUCAACGUCAUGAGCUGUGCGCUAGAACUCAGGUUAGUCCUCCAGAUGCUGGAAGAGGCUUCACCACUAAAUGCGUUCAUCGGACCAUUGCUGACUCCAACCAGGACCCAUACAAAGAAAGAUCUAUGAUUGCAACAGAACCGACAAUCUCCCUGGAGUUAUUGCUAGAUCAGAAGGAGAGGACCGCACUGAAGACCGCCAAGUCACCAAUCGUCCACUACAGACCGAAAAGCACGCCAAAAGGUUACAACAAUGCCUUCUGGGAUGGUGAAGCGCAGCAAAUGGUUUUCGGCGAUGGCGACCACAUCACCUUUGACUUCCUUACUGACUCGCUGGAUGUCAUCGCCCACGAACUGAGCCAUGGCUUUGUCCAGUUCUCCUCACCGCUCAAGUAUAAAACCCAGUCAGGAGCCUUGAAUGAGUCUUGCGCCGAUAUCUUCGGCUCCAUGGUCGAGCAAUGGCAUAUGCAUCAGAGCGUGGAUGAUGCAGAUUGGAUUCUGGGUCAGACACUUUUCCCAGUGGCGUUUACAGGUUCUGCGCUACGAACCUUCAAGGCUGGGAAAGCAUACACAGACGACCCUAUCUUCGGAACUGACCCGCAGCCAAAGCAUAUGGACAAUCUUUACAAAGGAACUGAUGAUGGUGGAGGCGUUCAUAUCAACUCCGGUAUCCCGAAUCAUGCCUUCUAUCUGGCUGCGAAAUCUCUUGGUGGGUAUUCCUGGGAAAAGGCUGGCAAGGUGUGGUACAAGACCAUGAUUUCGGGUAAGAUUGAACCCACCUGCGAUUUCAAGACUUUCGCGAAAGCCACAGUAGAUGUCGCCGGAGAGGAAUUUGACGAUAAGUCGGUACAGAAGGCUAUUAGUGAUGCGUGGGUCAAGGUCGGAGUCCUUGCUCAAACCAAACUCUGAGCUCAUGUUUGUUGAUGAGAUGAAUGGUUUCAUAACGUAAGCGGCAGCUAAGCUGCGCACCUUUGCUAAGAGGUAGCCUUAUCCACCUUCUUUUUCUAAUGUCUUAACCACAUGAUAUUGAACUGCUUCCUCGUGAAAACAGGAUGAUUCUUGCUAUUUGCUACGACGUUCUGGCGCCACAAGGCUGUUACGAUUGAGGAACAUG
Molecule: messenger RNA, 1267 nt
Organism: Alternaria alternata
Lineage: Eukaryota; Fungi; Ascomycota; Dothideomycetes; Pleosporales; Pleosporaceae
Product: extracellular metalloprotease precursor
Exons: 3
Coding region: 1-1062 (353 amino acids)
Biological process (GO): proteolysis
Molecular function (GO): metalloendopeptidase activity
Source: RefSeq, a predicted model, not a curated record